AUGUACAAACAACCGUCACGACAGGCUUGUGAUCGCUGUCAUGACCAGAAACUACGGUGUCACCGCGAUGAUGGAGGGAAAUGCAGCCGCUGUAGGAGAGCGGGCGCAAAUUGCUUGUUUAGUCCUUCGAACCGUGGGCGUCGGCCCACCCAUCAGGAUCGCCGCAACGGUUCCCAUAUAUCUAAAUGGACCAGUGACAGGCCGUUGGCCAUGGGACUGGCGCCCCAGAUGCCCUAUUCACCGAACACGCAUCUGCGGGAUAUCGACUUGCUGAACCGGGAAUAUUCAGAGGGUGAUCUUCAAGCAAUCACCGUCGACAGAACCCCGAUUGCAGGGGCUGAGAUCCCCGAGCCGACGCUGUCGAACCUAUGCAUGGGCGUCGACCAGGACGUCCCCUUCCCGGAAAGCUUUAUCCCGUCUCUAAGUCUUCCCGGGGCAUCUUUGGGAUCUGCAAUAUUCUCCCGUUUACCUACCCAGAAUACGGCUCCUUGCACCUUGAUCACUGACCACCAACUCCCUCUACUCGAAUCGUUCCCCGGGCCAAGUGUGCCCAAUUCUGGAAACAGAAUCGGCCCCGACAUCCCACCACUGUCGUCUCAACAAUCGGAGCUAUCGUUGGGACCCACGUCCCAUCGCAAGAUCGGUUCACAGACUCAGUUUCUACAGAAAUUCAUGGAAGGUCUUUUAGAGCUCGACAUUGACUUGAUUCGGCUCACGUUGGAGGAACCUCUGCUAUAUAACCCAGCCCCGAUGACCCCUGAAACAGAUAACUCCAACUCGCCUUCCUCAUCAGAAUGUUCGAUCGACAGAAUUUUCCUUCUCACGCAACGACUAAUCAAGCUUUUGCGAGUAAAGGGAAAUUGCCCAGUUGAGUCGCCCGCUGUGCAGAAUACACAUUGCCAAUCGCCGCUUUCCGCAUCCUCUACUUUUUCUUCGCGGUUCCAGCAGCUUAUCGCCGAGCCUCAAAGCACGUCUGGAAAUUCAGGAACGAAAUCGCAGCAGCCGGGAACAAGGCUCGAUCAACCAUCCCUAUUACAUGCCUUGUCUACCUACAUACGGCUGAUCGAAGCUUAUUAUAAUACCUUCUCGCAGACCGCUGAAAGGUUCGGUGCUGCGUUGGCCAAAGGGAUGCCCAUUCCACUCCCCUCGCUACAAAUCGGGGUGUUUUUCGUGGAUGACCCAGCAAGUCACAUUGAGUUGGUGAUUCAGUCAGCCUUGCGACUGCUAGAUGGUCUGGGGGACUCGGUGAACAAACUUACGGCGCCUUUCGUAUCCAGCGGGAACGCCGAAACCGACAACAGUCAGCCGUCUAGUCCAUCCAGCGAAAACAACGCAAUCAAAAUGGUGAUAAAGUCGGUCCGUGAACGCGAAAGCCGCUUGAUGCAGGCUGCGGCACAAUUGCAAAGCUGCUGCCAAGAAGGUCGACAGUCGCGUGAAUGA
Molecule: messenger RNA, 1440 nt
Organism: Penicillium egyptiacum
Lineage: Eukaryota; Fungi; Ascomycota; Eurotiomycetes; Eurotiales; Aspergillaceae
Source: the annotation of a GenBank genome assembly